CACUUGCCAGUAGCUUCCAACAAUUUGUUCGAACCGCCACACGGAAAUGGAUCGUUCACACUUUAAAGAAGAAUUCUUUUAAUUAUGAUCAUCGUGUUUCCUUCGAUCUCGCGAUGUGUAUGUGCACUGUACUUAAUUACAAAGAACCAUCGAGUGCCGAUCAACACGUGUUGAAUCAAAUUCGAAUUUCGUCACCCCAUUCUGUGUACAAUGAAAUAGUUAUUAGAAUGCUUCCAAGAACAAGCCGAUUGUGAGGAGAAAAAGAAAUCGCCUCCUAGAUAAAAGAUUGAGACAUUUAAAUAUAAAUAAACUUGAAAGUUGUUGGCUAGCUAUUUUUAAUAUGUCGAGGAACAGAUUACAUUGAACGUAAGGGGAAUUAUCGCGAUCAUGGUCAGUUCAUAGCCGACUCUGACCCCCCGAACCCGAUGGACGUACCCCUGUUCCCAGCCCCGCCGACCGCCCUCGGUGCCGUAACGUCGACAUCGGCGGUCAGCGUCAGUGACGCGAUAGACCUCGCGAAACUGACACCUGUUUCAUUAUCCACGAUCGCGUGUAAUCGUGAAGGGAAGAAUGUCCGAGCGAGAACCGGUCGUCCGUCGCAGAGGGUGCGGCGAUGCUCUAUACGGAAGAACCUAGUGUACCCGAAAUUUAAGGGUACCGGGAGAACCCACCGGGUUCCUCAGAGCCGCCGUCGGAUCACAGAACUUCGUAUAAGAAUGACGGAACAGCCGAGAAACGAGAGCGACGAUGACGAAGACGUCGUCUAUGCGAUCGACACGCCUACGACAGUCUCGGAAGAUAUUUCGCCGGACUACAAACCGACGGUGAUCAAUUUCAACGAAAAGGCAACGAGAUCCGUGACGGUGCAAACGACAGUCGGUUUGCCAUUACGAUUAAGGGUGUUCCCGUCCAUCAAAGACAUCGUGGAAGAAGAUGACGUUAAAUCGAAGAACACAAGAGGCCUCUCGAGGGUGUGGAGGCAUAUCAGGUUCCUAGGAAGACUGUCUCUUUCUAUGUUUGGAUUGCUAUGGCUGUUAUGCGUUUGGGCGAUCGUCGGUGCUGUCGCGUUUUGCGCAACGGAGGGGCCGAGAGAACGUGAACAGGUCGUUCGUUUGAAAACUGCGCAGAAGGAAUUGGCCGUCGGUUUGGCCACGGAUCUGCGACAACUGCGUACGGAGAAAUUAGAGGAUGUGGAACCCAUCUGGAGCGACAAGGUGGUACAAUACCUUUUAGACCAUGAAGAAAUGCUGCUGAUGGCAGUUAACGCAGGAUAUGGAGAAAGUGGGCACAGUGGACAGCUCUGGACGUUUCCUGGUUGCGUCCUCUUCGCCCUCUCGCUGCUGACCACCCUCGGCUUUGGUGCACCGGUUCCGAGAACGACAGCUGGCCGAACGGUUACAGUUAUUUUCGCCGCGAUAGGUAUCCCCGCGCAUUUUCUUUUGAUCAUGAAUCUGGGCCUCUUGCUGGCGCUACGCUUGCAGAGGUACGCCAUAUCGAAGAAGUUCGCCAAUUAUGAUCCGACGGAUCCUAAGUGUUUAGCGCCGGUACCGAAGUGGGUCAAGAUCGUACCGUUUGUUUGCGGAGUCAGUUACUAUCUGCUGGGCGUGGUCUGUUUCGGCGUAGCCAGAUCCAGACCGUUCGCGGCGAGCAUUCUGUUUCCUCUGGACUUCACGGCAGCCGGCGGUCUCUCGACGAUAGUCGGCCACGUUCGAAUAUUAUACGGCCUUUACUUGGAAGGCGCCGUUGCCAUUGCGGCGAUCGCGGUCGCCGUUUUGCGAGUAUCCGCGACUCAAGGUUUAACUCACAUCGGUCUCAAAUACGGGUUACUCAUCGAGGCUUGAAAUUUUACGACGUACUUCUAAAUUCAAGAUCAAACUAAAAAUGUGUAUGUUAAAAAGAACUUUAUUUAUCUACUAAACGUGUCAACCGUUGACGCGAACAGAUAUUGCGGUUGAAGCACGUCAUUGGGGGAGAGGCUAUCUCGUGCAGAAGAUGUCGAAUCAACUCAAUAUAUACAGUUUCUCUGAACUAUUCUCAAGUAACAUACAGCUGAGACGUGCCUCCGGAACUUUUCGAAAAAGCUAUUGUACAUAAAGUUGACUACUUUUAUAUGUCGCCGUUGAUAAGAUAGGAUACACCUGUUUAUCCUUAAUUUAGCACUAUUAUCAUGCGUUAUCAAUUUAAUCGCUUAACGUAUUGGUAUGGUACAUGUACAAACGACAAUUUUUAACAAUAAAAAGAGCAAGCUAUAUUCAAA
This is a messenger RNA of Ceratina calcarata, 2257 nucleotides long. RefSeq names its product potassium channel subfamily K member 6. NCBI's taxonomy places the organism in Eukaryota, Metazoa, Arthropoda, Insecta, Hymenoptera, Apidae. Gene Ontology annotation, cellular component: plasma membrane. Bases 426 to 1841 code for a protein of 471 amino acids. Gene Ontology annotation, biological process: stabilization of membrane potential; potassium ion transmembrane transport. The transcript is spliced from 5 exons. Gene Ontology annotation, molecular function: outward rectifier potassium channel activity; potassium ion leak channel activity. The record is from RefSeq and is a predicted model, not a curated record.